Juglans microcarpa x Juglans regia is the source of this 1630-nucleotide messenger RNA. RefSeq names its product VAN3-binding protein. The transcript has 7 exons. Gene Ontology annotation, biological process: phloem or xylem histogenesis; leaf vascular tissue pattern formation; auxin-activated signaling pathway. The record is from RefSeq and is a predicted model, not a curated record. The coding region runs from base 55 to 1554 and encodes 499 amino acids. Lineage: Eukaryota; Viridiplantae; Streptophyta; Magnoliopsida; Fagales; Juglandaceae.
AUAUUACUCCUCUCACCCCCGCCACCUCUCAAAAAGCACAAAUCGAUUAACCCCAUGGAAGAGAUCAAACUUCUCCCCAAGAAGUCUCGCCGGGCUGGACCCACUCUUCGAGGCGGGACCCAGCUGCCGGAGAGCCCAAGAUUGCCCAUGGAGUUUCUCUCGAGGUCAUGGAGUGCUUCGGCUCUUGAAGUCUCCAAAGCUCUUGCUGUUCCCCCUACUUCUCCUCCUCCUCCUCCUCUCCCUUCUUUUUCAUGCAUGGGUUCCAAGUCUGCUAGUGGCUCUUCGUCUUGCACCACCAACUCUAUACCCGAGGACAUUUCGGGUGAGGUCGAAGAACUUCCACCAGCAAAUCUGUCCGGGAACCAGUUCUCUUUCGCCUUCUCUGCUACUUCCCAGCUUGUUCUUGACCGCAUUAUGUCACAAUCUGCGAGAGAGGAGGUGUCACCGUUAACGUCAGGGAGGCUAUCUCACAGUAGUGAACCUUUGAAUGGCGUUGGUUCUUUAACCGGAACAGAUAGCCCACCAGUUUCUCCCACUGAUGAAUUCGACGAUGUCGUUAAGUUUUUCCGUGCCAAUAACACCAUUCAUCAUCUAUUUAACGGUGGCCGGGCCAGUUCUGGCAACGCCAAUGGCGGCAAUCCCGGUGCUGGAGCCAAGACAGUUGGAAGGUGGUUGAAGGACAGGAGGGAGAAGAAGAAAGAGGAAACAAGAGCCCACAAUGCCCAGCUCCAUGCAGCUGUUUCCGUUGCUGCCGUGGCUUCGGCCAUAGCAGCCAUAGCAGCAGCCACAGCAGCCACUUCAUCAUCGGGAAAGAAUGAGCAGUCGGCCAAGACUGACAUGGCCGUGGCGUCGGCGGCAACAUUAGUGGCCGCGCAGUGUGUAGAAGCUGCAGAAGCCAUGGGAGCUGAGCGUGAUCACCUUGCUUCCAUUGUCAGCUCGGCUGUUAAUGUCCGUUCUCAUGACGAUAUCGUUACUUUAACAGCAGCAGCAGCUACUGCUCUACGAGGGGCGGCAACCUUGAAGGCAAGAGCCCUGAAGGAAGUGUGGAAUAUUGCAGCAGUCACACCGCUGGAAAAAGGAAUGGCCGGAAUCGGGUUUUGUGGUAAAGGCAAUAACGGUCUUCCUAGUAGCAGCUCCAGUGGAGAGCUUGUUCCUGUAGAGAAAUUUCUAGGCAUCGAUAGCCAAGACCUUCUUGCUCGGGGCACUGAACUCCUUAAACGCACCCGUAAAGGUGAUCUUCAUUGGAAGAUUGUCUCUGUUUAUAUUCAUCGAACGGGCGAGGUAAUGCUGAAGAUGAAGAGCAAGCAUGUUGCAGGGACCAUCACCAAAAAGAAAAAGAAUGUUGUGUUGGAGUUGUACACGGACAUGCCAGCAUGGGCAGGAAGACAUCUGUUUGAUGGUGCAGAGCAGCGUCGAUACUUUGGAUUGCAGACUGAGACUCGAGGUGUUGUGGAGUUCGAGUGCAAGAACCAAAGAGAAUACGAUAUCUGGACUCAAGGGAUUUCGAGUCUUCUUUCCAUUGUGGCAGAAAGAAAGAAGAGACAGAGUACUUGAGUCUUCGCCUAGCUAGCUACUUUGAAAUAACCAUCAGUAAUUGAAAUAGGGGCACAGGCAGUAGUCCUAUAUAUUA